CUCUUGGAGAUAGUACACAUCGAUAACAUGAAGAUCUUGAAAGCUUUGACAUGUGCCAAGGAAGAUCAGUUGCCACUCAUUGAUGGUUAUACUAAGAAAAGGGUUCGUUCAUAUGUAUAUAUCUCAUUUAUGCAUUACUAGUUUACAUCAAAUUUCACUGUAAUUUCUCAUUUUUUAAUUUUAAUAGUCAACCCUUUUCACCUUCGUUCGAAUUGCAACAUAACCCUUCCCUUAAUUUGGUGUUUAACAUUAUGAUGAUGGAAGUUGUAAUUUAACCAUAAUCUAUCAUCUCUGACUUCUUGAAAAGCUUCCAUUGAUUAAUCUUUUUUUCGUAUGACAAAUGCAGGUUCACAUAGAUGUGUUAAGGAGGCAGAACCUGUUGCUACUCAUUUCAAACGUAGACCUCUCCUGUGAAGAACAUUUCUUUCUCCGUCAGUUGUAUAUAGAGGCACAACAACACCCAAAGGAGAAUCAAUAUGAGGUUGUGUGGAUCCCUGUCAUGAAGGAAACAAACAAUCCCAUGGGACGAGGUGCAUCAAAACAAGUUUAAGCACAUACAAGCUUCAAUGCUAUGAUUCUCUAUGUACCAACCUUCACUACUUGAUCCAGGAGUCAUCAAGUACAUCAAUGAGGUCUGGAACUUCAACAAUCGUGUCGAUAGAUCCACAAGGCACAGUUGUGAAUCAUAAUGCAAUCUAUAUGUGUUGGAUUUGCGGGAAUCGUGCAUUCCCAUUUUCUAGCAUGAGGGAGGAAGCACUCUGGGAGAAGAUGCCUUGGACGAUUGAGUCGUUAGCAGGAUACAUCGUACUUCAGAUGGCUUCUGAAAAGUACAUUUGCUUGUAUGGAGGAGAGGACCUAGAUUGGAUCAGGAGCUUUACCAACACAGCAAAAGUUGUUGCAAAAGCCACCCAGAUCCCAUUAGAGUUGUUGUAUGUAGGAAAAAGCAACCCACGGAGAAAGGUAGUGAAAAUCAACAAUGUCAUUAUGGUGGAAAAACUCAACCACACAAUGCCAGAUCUAAUUCUGAUAUGGCACUUCUGGGAUAGGUGUGAGAGCAUGUGGCACUCCAAGAAGCAACACGGCCAGUCUGUAGGGAACGAUCCCAUAAUGAAAGAAAUAAAGUCAAUAUUGAGCUUUGAUAAAAGUGAUCAAGGAUGGGCUAUGAUCAGUCGAGGAGGCACCAUUGAGAUGGCUAAAGCCAAGGGUAACACCAUUUUGAAAAGCUUAAACCAAUUUAAGAAAUAGAAAGAUAGUGUAAAAGAGGUUGAUUUUUUGACUUCAUUCAAUGAAAAUCUUAAUGAGCUUGGUUCGCUAGAUCACUGCAACUCUUUGAUCAUUCCCUACGCUGAAAGAAGCAGCAGCAUUUCUGAGAUGCGUACUUGUGAUGAAUGUGGCCCGCCUAUGGAGAAGUUUAUCGUGUUUAGUUGAAUUAUUAGCAACUAAUAAGUUAUUAAGCAAGCUCAUAAGUUGGGGUUUAUAAUGUUGUUUGUUUUUAGGUUCUAUUUGUUGCUAUUGAUCUAUAGUGUCACAUGCAAAAGUGGUGUUCAAGCUAGCUUUAUUGGGAGAAUUCCAAACAUUAGUUAUGAGCUCCACAUUUCAGUGAGCAUGAAUUGCCUUAUUCACACAAACUAAUUGAGAUCAUCUAUAGAACUAAUGAAAUUAAACAAAAACAAUUCACUCCCAGGUACAAUUUGCAGAUUUUUUGUCCCUUUUGUGCCACCAAUACAAGGCAUUGAGAUUUAGAAGAUUUUGGGCUCAAAGAAGCAAAAUAGUAUUGGGCCAUAUAGGGCUCAAUUUCAAGGACAUUUGAAGCAAUUUUGAAACUUUUUUGGGUUGUGUAGUUUUUGUUUUUAUUUCUUUCAAGUAGCCCAAUAGAUAUGUUCACGUCUGGCAACAUAGGG
Messenger RNA from Camellia sinensis, 1901 nucleotides. The record is from RefSeq and is a predicted model, not a curated record. Lineage: Eukaryota; Viridiplantae; Streptophyta; Magnoliopsida; Ericales; Theaceae.